AAGACGUAAAAGCUUCCAACAAGACAAUCAUCGAAGAAGAAUUACAAAUUCAUCAUGUCAAACUGGAAGAAGAUAUUACUCAUUCUUUCCUCCUGCUUGUUUAUUGCUGUCUUUGCUAAUGAAUCCUACGAAAAAUUGUUUAAAGCUUAUUGCGAUCACGAUAAUAUUGAAGAAGCUACAAAAUGCGUUGAAGAUCAAAUUGAUGAAGAGUUCGUGAAGAUGGGUAAAGAAUGUAUUGUUCAAGUCAAUCCUAAUAUCGACGUCACAGAUAUUAAACAGAAACGGGAUUAUUUUUGUGACGAAGCUAAAAAGGAGGAUCUUCAUACUUAUUACGAAUGUUUGGAUGAGAAUUAUCACAAAGAGGAUGAACUGGAAAAGGUUAUCGAAGCUUGGAAAGAAUGUUUGGGAAUCGAAGAAAAAAAAUAAUACAAGAACCGAGUAUACAGUAUAUAAGCAGAACAACAUUUAAAGUUGUAAAAGUAUAAUUUUAGUUCGAUUAAUUAUGGAAAAAUCUU
Molecule: messenger RNA, 515 nt
Organism: Centruroides sculpturatus (bark scorpion)
Lineage: Eukaryota; Metazoa; Arthropoda; Arachnida; Scorpiones; Buthidae
Exons: 5
Coding region: 55-426 (123 amino acids)
Source: RefSeq, a predicted model, not a curated record